AUGACCAGGAAGACGAUCAUGAAGAAGAAGAUGAUAAUGAAGACAAGACUGCUCCUGAGCAUCUCAAAAGUGUUCCCAAGGAGAUGAAGCAGCUUCAACAUUUUAGUCAUCCGGAGCAUCCGUUGGUCUUCAAUGAAGACAAAAUUUACGGCAAAAAGUGUUAUGGGUGCAGGGAACCAAUAUUGGGUCCUAGCUACAGUUGUAAAGAAUGCGGAGGGAGGUGGGUUCAUCAUAAAUCAUGUGCGGAACUACCCCUUGGGUUGCUGCACCAUCCCUUUCACCCAUUACAUCCUCUUCUUCUCUUUGACGAAGCUAAUUCUGAAGUCAACAAAGAGUUUAGCAAUUGCCAAGUUUGCAAAGAAAAUCGUUGGGAAUAUUGUUAUGGUUGUUUCCGUUGCAAUUUUAAGCUUCACAUUAGAUGUGGUUCUUUACCACCCAUCAUGGAAGCUGAAGUCGAUGAACACCCAUUGACAGCCAUUUGGAAGAGGAUGACGUUCACUUGCGACCUUUGUGCCAAAGAAGACAAAGGUAUGCCCUAUGUGUGUAAUCCAUGUGGUUUCUUGAUUCAUAGAAGAUGUGCUAAUUUCCCAGGCAGACUGAAAGUCGUACGGCACAAUCACCCCCUCAACCUCAUCCAUUCUCUUGAACUCCAUCAAUCCAACUCCCAAUUAUGUCAACUCUGUUUUCUAAAACUGGACACAAACUAUGCCCUUUACUAUUGCUCCACAUGCCAUUUCGCUGCCCACCUCGAUUGUGCUAUGAGCCGGGGAAACAUGGAGGACAUAAAUUUGCUGGAACUUAAAGAGGAGGAGUCCGCCGAGUCAAAAGCUAUGCUGGAAAAUGUAGAUUCAAAGCUCGAUCAAUCCGUUGACUCAGAAAUUUGCAAAGUCAUAAAAACCACUGUGGGGGAGGACGGAACUGAAAUUGCCACAGAAAUCAAACACUUCAGCCAUGAGCAUCACUUAAAGCUUACUGAUGAUGAGGUUCCAAAUAACAAAAUUUGCGACGGGUGCGUACGAGCUAUUCUCACUCCAUCUUUUUACAGUUGUGUCAAUUUCAAUUGUAGCUUCUUUCUUCAUAAAUCUUGUAUUAAAUUACCCAAAAUAAAACAACACCCACUUCAUCGACACCCGCUCACCCUCACUUAUCAGCGAUGGUAUUUUGAGUGUUCUGUCUGUGAACAAUGGUGCAAUGGCUUUAGUUACGAUUGUCAGGGAUGCUACUUUGAACUCGAUGCUCAAUGUAGUUUGAUCUCAAAUAUCCUUACUCAUGCCUGUCAUGAGCAUCCUCUUUACCUCUCUAUCACAAAUUACGAACAGAAGUGUAGUAUUUGUGAUUCUAAAGAAUACCAAGUAUUCCGUUGUACCACUUGUGAAUUUGUUCUAAACUUCAAUUGUGCUACACUACCACAAACUGCAUGGUACUACCAACAUGAGCAUCCCUUCACUCUAUGUUAUGCUCCCGAAGAUGACUCUGGUGAAUAUUAUUGUGACAUCUGUGAAGAAGAACGAGAUCUCAAGCAAUGGUUCUACUACUGUGAAGAUUGCAGUUAUCCUGCUCAUUUAGAAUGUAUUGUUGGGGAAGACCCAAAUUACAAGAAACACAAAUAAUGGCCACCUGUUUGGAGAUCUACAUAUUAAUUUGGCUGUAAAGAUGAUCUCAAUGACACAAAUGAUCUAUCAAUCUCUCCAGUAUAUUUCAACAUUCAUGAUAAUUGCUUACAGAAAAGACAAAUAUUGUUUCAGUUUUUAUUUAUAUAUUUUCCAUUUGGGUUGAACCUUA
Molecule: messenger RNA, 1782 nt
Organism: Quercus lobata
Lineage: Eukaryota; Viridiplantae; Streptophyta; Magnoliopsida; Fagales; Fagaceae
Exons: 2
Coding region: 84-1610 (508 amino acids)
Source: RefSeq, a predicted model, not a curated record